GUGAAGGAUCUACUCACGGGGGAAUCCUUGGCCCGCGGCCGGAGUGAAAACAAUCUCUAUGUUUGGCCUCGUUCCACUCGUCCUCAAGUCAAUCUCACAGUCUCUCAAUUAUGGCAUUACCGCCUCGGUCAUCCAUCUGCUCAAGUCCAUCGUCAAUUAUGUCCCCAAAAUAAACCUGUUGACUCAUGUGAUUCAUGUAUUCAAGCAAAAAUGCAUAAAUUACCUUUCUCUUCUUCCUCAAUAAAAUGUACCCGUCCAUUUCAGUAUUUAUAUACCGAUGUAUGGGGUCCAUCCCCGGUUACCUCAAUUAAUAAUGAACGAUAUUAUGUUCUAUUUAUUGAUUACUAUUCCAAAUACACUUGGUUAUUUCCGCUCAAAUAUAAAUCAGAUGUUUAUUCUGUCUUUGAUAAAUUUCGUGCUCUCAUUGAAAAUUAUUUUAGCACAAAAAUUCAAACUCUUUAUAGUGAUGGUGGCGGUGAAUUUCAAGCUCUCACACCUCUACUCUCCAAACAUGGAAUUGAGCAUCUCAAAUCUCCCCCAUAUACACCUGAACAUGUCGGUUCUGCUGAACGUAAACACCGUCAUGUUACUGAAACAGCUCUUACCCUCUUAUUUUAUGCCGGGGUCCCACUCAAAUUUUGGACCUAUGCAUUUCAACAUGCAUCAUAUCUCAUAAAUCGUCUCCCAACUCCACUCUUAUCUCACCAAAGUCCAUUUUCCAAAUUAUUCGGAGACACUCCUAAUUAUCGGACUCUUCGUAUUUUUGGAUGUCUUUGUUAUCCCUGGCUCCGUCCAUAUAGUAAUCAUAAAUUACAACCUCGUUCUCGUCCUUGUUUAUAUCUCGGUUUCUCCCCCACACAUCAUGCAAAUUACUGUCUUGAUUUAUCAACAAAUCGUAUGUAUAUUUCUAGGCAUGUAAUUUUUCAUGAACAUAUUUUACCCUGUAAAUCAGCUAAUACUCCUCUCACCGUUCCUCCACAUAUACUUGAACAAUUCUAUCCAUCUCUCACCCCCCAAACGGCCACCACUAAUUCCUCCAGCAAAUCUGCGCCACAUUUACCUAGUCAACACUUAUCUCCUCACCUUGUCAUCCCUUAUCCUUCCACUACUGAUCCACCUUCCCCCACAAAUUCUAUCUCUCCACCUCACCUAAAUAAUACCCCACCAACCUCUCCACUCAAUAAUACUCCACCAACAUCUCCACUUAAUAACAAUAUCCCAUCUACGUGCAUUAAUUCUAAUGCACCCCCAAGUCAACCCAUAUCCUCACCCAACAUCCCACCUCCCACUCAUUCCACCCAACAUCCAUCUACGUGCAUGAAUUCUCAUGCAUCAAGUAAGCCUCUUCUCUCUCCCCGUAUCACCCGUUCUAAAAACAACAUUUUCAAGCCUAAUCCAAAAUAUGCCUUGCAUACUACACUUCAAACCCCUGCACCAGUUGCUCCCACAACCUUCAAACAAGCAAAUCUCCUUCCUCAUUGGCGCACUGCUAUGCAGGAAGAAAUCACUGCUCUUCAUAAAAAUCAAACAUGGUCUCUUAUACCUCCUGAUUCCACACAAAAUGUUAUUGGUUGUAAAUGGGUUUUUCGGGUUAAGCAAAAUUCUGAUGGUUCUGUUGCACGAUAUAAAGCAAGGCUUGUUGCCAAAGGUUUUCACCAACGCCCUGGCGUUGAUUUUACUGAUACUUUUAGCCCGGUUGUUAAGCCGACUACCGUCCGAAUUGUUCUCACUUUAGCGGUUACUCAUCACUGGCCAAUUAGACAAUUGGAUGUUAAUAAUGCUUUUUUACAGGGCACCUUAUCUGAUAAAGUUUUCAUGCAGCAACCUUUCGGUUUUGUUGAUCCAAAUCAUCCUAGCCAUGUUUGCCUCCUCCACAAAGCUCUCUAUGGUCUGCGUCAAGCACCCCGGGCAUGGUACUGUGAACUUCGCACCUAUCUCCUCGCCUCUGGUUUUACUAAUAGCAAAAGUGAUGUCUCCCUCUUCAUCCAUCAUACAUCGGGCUGUCUUCUUUUCCUCUUGGUUUACGUGGAUGACAUCAUCAUCACGGGUAACUCUGAAUCUACUGUUCUAUCAUUUAUUACCCGGUUGGCCAGUCGGUUCUCUCUCAAAGAUUUGGGCUCCUUAUCAUAUUUUCUUGGUUUGGAAGCCUUACGCUCAUCAUCAGGACUUUUUCUCAGUCAACACAAGUAUACCCGUGACUUACUUAGUCGUACCAACAUGCAAGAUGCCAGUUCUGUACCUACACCUAUCUCCCCUAAUGACCAUCUAUCAUUGAAAGAUGGUGCUGCCCCUUACGAUCCCAAAGAGUACCGUAGUGUUUUAGGUGCUCUUCAGUACUUGUCCUUCACCCGUCCAGAUAUCAGUUUUGUAGUCAACAAAUUAGCCCAGUUUAUGCAUUGUCCCUCUACGCUCCAUUGGCAGGCUGUUAAACGUGUCCUUAGAUAUCUCAAAGGCACAACUCAUUUUGGUAUUUAUAUAUCUGCUCAUACUCCUCUCUCUUUGCAUGCAUUUGCUGAUGCCGACUGGGCCGGUGAUACUGAUACACGUCACUCUACUUCUGCUUAUGUCAUCUUCAUUGGCCGUAAUCCCAUUAGCUGGAGCUCAAAAAAGCAAACUACCGUUGCUCGUUCAUCUACUGAAGCUGAAUACCGGGCCAUUGCCGGUGCCACAGCCGAACUCACUUGGAUACGUAAUCUUCUUAAAGAAUUGCACAUUUCUCCUCCCCGUGCUCCUACUGUUUAUUGUGACAACCUAAGUGCUACCUAUGUGUGUGCCAAUCCAGUGUUUCACUCACGUAUGAAGCAUGUUGCUAUUGAUUUUCAUUUUGUCCGUGAACAAGUUGCUAAUGGUUCUCUUCGAGUUGUUCAUGUUCCCACUCACGACCAACUUGCUGAUUCCCUCACAAAACCUCUUCAUCGGAAGUUGUUUCUCUCUCAUCGAUCCAAGCUUGGCAUCCUCCCCGGAUCCCUUUGCUUGCGGGGGCAUGAUAG
Messenger RNA from Cuscuta europaea, 2990 nucleotides. The record is from the annotation of a GenBank genome assembly. Lineage: Eukaryota; Viridiplantae; Streptophyta; Magnoliopsida; Solanales; Convolvulaceae.